Chelonus insularis is the source of this 1598-nucleotide messenger RNA. RefSeq names its product vacuolar fusion protein CCZ1 (gene Ccz1). Lineage: Eukaryota; Metazoa; Arthropoda; Insecta; Hymenoptera; Braconidae. The record is from RefSeq and is a predicted model, not a curated record. The transcript is spliced from 9 exons. Bases 146 to 1537 code for a protein of 463 amino acids. Gene Ontology annotation, cellular component: intracellular membrane-bounded organelle; Mon1-Ccz1 complex. Gene Ontology annotation, biological process: vesicle-mediated transport.
GCAGUUGUGAAGCUUCUCGACUAGGUUAGCUGUCAAAAAUUUGGAAAAUGUUAUAAAAAAUAUAAAUAGCAAGUAAAAAAUUAAUACUGUAACUUUUGAAUAGAAAGGAUAAAUAAUUAGUGUAUAUAUUCAAUCAUUUAUUACAAUGACAUCGAAAGCUAAUAUAACAUUGGAUCAUUUUUAUAUCUUUAACGGAACUUAUGCCAAAAAAGAAGGAGAGGAAGAAAAAAAAAUUCUAUAUUAUCAUCCUGAGAAAACUGACGCUGAUACCAAAAUCAGAAAUGUGGGACUCAGUGAGGCAAUUAUUAAAUUUACAGAGUCUUUAAACCCCGAUCAUCCGUGUGAUUAUUGUCAUACUCAAAAAACAAGACAAAUAUAUUAUCAACCUGAACCAGAUUUUUGGAUGGUGAUGAUUGUUGGUGUACCUUAUUUAGUAAAAAUUAAAGAUGGAAAUGAAUACACAGAAUAUCAACAUGAUGAAGUAUCAAGUUCAGUUUGCCAAGCAAUUUUAAAGCAAGCUUAUAUGAGAUUUAGGUUGUUUAUGGGAUCUUUCGAAACAAUUCUCAACGAUCCGAAUUAUGGAUCUGUAACAUUACUCAAACAUAAAUUAGAUUAUUUUUAUUCUGGGUAUUUGCCAUCGCUGAAAUUAAAUCAUCGUGAUAUAUUAGAUAUUUUUCAAGGAUUACAAUUUUUACCAUUAGAUAAAAUUACAUUUCUGAAAGUACAGUGCUUUAUGAAUUUAGUGGAAGCAACAUUCCCUCAAGUUAAAUAUACUGCAUUCCUUUAUAAUGAUCAAUUAGUGUGGAGUGGUUUGGAACCUGAAGAUAUGCAAGUAGUCUAUAAUUAUUUAGUAAGUACCCUUUUACCAGAGUAUUUAGAAAAAGAAUUUCAUGGAGGGUCAAUGCCACGAAAUUCUGCAUCACCUUUCACUACGUCUCAUUACGGAAAAUUUGUAACUGGAACUUCUAGUAUGAAUGAAUCAAUCGGUAUUACAAAAUCACCUAAAGUUUUUAUAAACUAUGCUACGAAGCCUACCUCAUUGUAUCUAGUAGUUUACAGUGCUUUGAGUGCUACUAUUUGUCUUUUUGUAGAUAGUACAAGCCUCCUUAUAGACUAUUUGAAGACUCUUGACGCAUUUCUUGGUCCUCAAUUAACAACUUUAGUAAAUUCUGUAGCUGAUCAAUGCUCAAAACAUGUUCCAGACUUGUCUGAAUCAACACCGAAAUAUUUAUACUUCAAUAGGCUUAAUUUAGCUUAUAAAAGUACAAUACAUUUGGAUAAUAGACGCUGUUCUAAUGUCUUAACUACUCCAGAGGUGCUAAGAAUAAUUACUGAUAUUAAUAGUGACACUAGUCGGCUCAAAGAAGCUGGAGAAAUUGUGAUUAAGACUAUGAGUGACUAUUGGGUUGUUGGAAAAUUAUCUAACCUUCGAGAAUUUUAUGUUGUGAUACAACAAAAAAAUGCCAAUAUUAUCGAGAUUGAUGAUGAAGUUAAAAGACUAUGUGACAAACAAUUAAAGAGCAUCUUUUUUCAUUAACAUAAAAAAACUUUCUGUAUAAAACUUAAAAUUAUUAGUAAAAAAUCAUGGUUUAUAAAAA